CGCUGCCGGUAUUCUCUCUCAUUUUAUUUUAAAGUAAAAGUUCGAAGUCGGCUUAACACUAGUCUUAUCAAUGAAUUAAUACCAAGAAUUACUCAAGCUUGAAGUGAAGCAACAAAUAUGCAGAAAUUCCAAAGCAAAACUAUCAAACCAGAGCUUCGAUCUGUGCUCCUCGUCGCUCUCCUUGCUGUCUGCGGUUUGGGUGUGGCACAAGCGUCGCUGGUGCCACCAAACAGUCAACAAAUAUUCAAGCUGCAGAAUACGGUGAGCCUCAAGGGAUUGAGCGGGGGAGCAGCCAAUGCGGAGGAGACGCGCUACACCUUUGAGACGGAACUGAAAAUCAAUUCGGUAUGGAGCCAGGGCGAAGAUCAGCUGCUGGAGGUGUCCUUCAGCGGCAGUCGCGUGAGUGCACCCGGCCUGGAUCAUCAGAUAGAGCGUACGAUUAGCCAGAUACCCGACAGACCCUUCUACAUCAGCUUGGUCGAGGGGCAGCCGCAUCAGGUGUUGGCCCACACGGGUCGGGAUCAGUCCCUGCUGAAUCUCGAGCGUGGCAUUGCCUCGCUUCUGCAGCUACGACUCGAUGGUAGCGAGGAACUCGAUGUCUCAGGCCAAUGUCGCGUCGCUUACAACGUAAAAUCCUCAACGCGCGUGGAGAAAGGCAAGAAUGAGUGUGCUCUCUGGGAUCUGCGUGUAAACUACCAUCCGGAGGAGGCAUUGGGAGUGUCCCAGCACUCCCAGGAGCACGUCAACUACGAUCUGUCCGCCGAGGGUGCUCUGCUCCGGGCAGAGUCUGUGGAGACGCACCGUCUGACGCUGGCAGCCAAGCCAGAUGUUGGGAGCACUGUGCAAAGCAUUCUGCUCCUCCAGCAUGCAUCGCAGGGCACGGAGGAGGUGCAGCAGCUGGCCGUAACCAGCUUGGAGGGGGCCAUCGAGAGCCUGUUGGAGUGGUAUCGCGUGUUCCAGCUGGAGGCGGAUGUGGACAGCAGCAUAAGUGAGCUUCAACAGCAAAAUCUGGAAAAACUGCUGGCACAGUCGGAAGAUCAGCUGCAAGCCGAGAACGUGGGCAAAUCCUCGCUGGCCUUGCUGUACGCUCAGCUGCUGCCUGUGGCACGCCUCACCAAGCAGCCGCAGUUUGAAAAGCUGCUCGAAAAGCACACGAAAUUGCUCCCCCAAUUGGUGGACCUGCUGGGAGCAGUUCAAACCUUCGAUGCACACAAUGCCACCUUCAGUCAUUUCUACAGCGAUGCAGCGACCACCGCGGAGCAAUUGGAACUGCUGGAAAAGUAUCUGCAAUCGCUGGCAGUGGCCACACAUCCAGAGAGGAGAAUCGUCGAGCAUUUGUAUGGACUGCUGACGGUGGAUGCCACCAACAAGCAGCCGGCGCUGAGGGAAAGCAUCAUCCAAACGCUGGCCACGCUGACGCGACAGAGCGGCUUCGAUGGCAACGAUCUGCUGCUGCAGCAGGUGCGCGCGUUCCUGCUGGAGGGACUUGGAUCUAAGCAGCCCGCUUUGUACAUACGCGCCUUGCAGAAUCUCCAGGAUGUGGCCACCAUUGAGGCGUUGCUGGAGCAGGCACAGACACGGCAGGAGCCCAAUCUAUCGGUGGCCGCUUUGCAGGCCCUGGAAGCCUUCCCACCGCGUAACUUUAAUAGCUCGCAUCGCGAACAGUUUGAAAACAUCUUCUAUCAGCGACGACGACGAUUCGAUAGCUCUGCCCGCACCUUGGCUUUGGAUGUGCUGCUGUCUCUGCGACCCACGACGGAGCAGCUGGGCCACAUUCUGGACUAUUUAUCCUCCACUGACAGACAGUUUGAGAUUAAAACGUAUGUGCUGCAGAAGUUGCGCAUGCUGGCCGAGAUCUGUCCACGUUUUAGGGGAUUGCUCAGGUCGGAGCUGGCCAAGCGCUCGAAGGUCAACAACUACCACGUUAUGGGACAAAAGGGCCUCACCACUGUGCUCAGCCGGCAGCUCUCGCAGUCGCCCGCCUUCAACGAAUCGCUGCUGAGCACCCAGGAGGUGCAGCAGGGCAUACUGAAGCGUGGCUCAGUGGAGUUUGUGCUUCAGGCUGGCCAUGCCCAGGCGAGCAGCUUCAAGCUGGGCAUCUACACCGCCGGCUUGGGUGCUGUGGUGGGCGAUGGUGAUGCUAGCGAUGAUAGCGAUCACAUACCCGCCGACGAUGAACUGGACAGCGGGGAGAGCGUCACCGCUGGCAUGGAGAUCAGUGUGCAGGGCUCUCAGCUGCGUCCACUGAUCUUUUUCAGCGGCCAAACCGAGCUAAUGGGUCAUGUGUGGGGCGGCACGGCUUCGGAGUCGACGCCAGCAUAUCAGGCCACCACUCUGGCGCAGGAUCAUGAGCAUUACAUUGUCCUGGCAUCGGGUGCGAGCCUACAUUGGCGUGUGCUCGGCGCCCGCAGCGUGGAUCUUAACGGGAAGGUGGGAUUCAGCUUGUGGAAUCGCAAUGCACAGACGGAGAUACAGCAAAACACGGGCAGCGCUGUUCUGGGACAUAUAGCUGUGGGCUUCACCUAUGCGAAACUUGUGCAGGAUUUCACUUUGAGGCACGAACCAAAACUGAGUCUGCAGGCAGAUUUGGACUUUUACAGCGGCAUCAAGCUGUGCAUGCAACUGCAGCGUCCCGAACAGCUACUCACGCAAACCAGCACUCGUUCGGUGUUCCUGCAGGAAGUGGAGCGUUCUUAUGCGAAACAUGUCCACUCCACAAUCAACCAUCGGACGCCCGGCUGCACAUUUGCCCUCAAUCAGAAGAAUAAUGAAAUGUGCAAUCUGAUAUUUAGCGAUUAGUAGACUAAAAAAACC
Messenger RNA from Drosophila obscura, 2814 nucleotides. It is a transcript of the gene Mtp, whose product is annotated as microsomal triglyceride transfer protein large subunit. Gene Ontology annotation, molecular function: lipid binding. The coding region runs from base 118 to 2799 and encodes 893 amino acids. The record is from RefSeq and is a predicted model, not a curated record. The transcript has 6 exons. NCBI's taxonomy places the organism in Eukaryota, Metazoa, Arthropoda, Insecta, Diptera, Drosophilidae. Gene Ontology annotation, biological process: lipid transport; lipoprotein metabolic process. Gene Ontology annotation, cellular component: basolateral plasma membrane; endoplasmic reticulum; Golgi apparatus.